Clupea harengus (Atlantic herring) is the source of this 5951-nucleotide messenger RNA. It is a transcript of the gene rorcb, whose product is annotated as RAR-related orphan receptor C b. The record is from RefSeq and is a predicted model, not a curated record. NCBI's taxonomy places the organism in Eukaryota, Metazoa, Chordata, Actinopteri, Clupeiformes, Clupeidae. Gene Ontology annotation, molecular function: RNA polymerase II cis-regulatory region sequence-specific DNA binding; zinc ion binding; nuclear receptor activity. Gene Ontology annotation, biological process: regulation of transcription by RNA polymerase II. Gene Ontology annotation, cellular component: nucleus.
UAACAGGCACCUUCCAGCAAGUAGCCUGACCUAAGAGUCAUUUAGUUUCAUCCAUGGCUGUGGGCCAAUGCUGUGUAGCCUCUCCCUGUGUGCGUCAGUGUAGCUACUAAUUGCUUUGUUGUCUGUCGUUAGGUAGCUUUGCCGCCCUGUGAAUUUACACUUGUAGAUUUGUAAAGAAUGUGGUUUAAGCAUGUUAUUGUGACUGGUCUUCUUCGUCUUUUCUUGUAGUUUUAGGGUCUCGACCUGUAGCCUAGUUCAAGCCAGAUGUUCAUAAACAUGCUUAUAUUAAUAAAUGCCGUUAAAAGUGCUACACAUUGGUUUUUAAUGUACAGAGUAUAUCUUUUUUUUUUGCAUUAGUUUGAUUUGGGGUUGUCAUUGUUUGCAGAGUUUAUAUUCUUUGCUUCACAAAGACCCUCCAUGUAAAGUCCUUUGCCAUUCCACCUUAAAAUCUGAAAAAAGGAAAAGCCUGUUGGAAUGGUGAAGGCUCAGCUGCCUCCCACACCCUCCCCUUUUCACUGGGAAAGUGUGUCAGUAGGACAGCUCACCCAGAUGGGCUGACAGCCCAGUCAAGUUGAAGGACAUCUCGCACAGCCACGCAGAAAUCCACUCAGUCGGGAGGCAGCCAAUACGUGGCGAGAGGGCGGAGCAGUAGCAUUACUAGACUGACCGCCCCUCAAUGACUGUGUUUGUGGAAUGUUAGCAGACGGCGGUUAUAUAACUCCGAACAGAGCCCGGGAGGGGGAGGGGGAGCGCUUAUGGGAUUACAGAUUUUUCCAUUGCAUGCCUCAAUAUAUCCUGGUCAUUGCUUUCAGCUGACAGAGUGAGUGAGAUCGGAGCACAAAAUGGAGGACAAAGACAUUUUUUCCAGCUAGUGUGUUAUAUAACUGAGAAAGAGCGUUUAUUUUCCACCAGUAAUUGCCUCAAGUUAAUCCUGAAUCAUCCUGCAUGUAUAAAAAUGCAAUUUUAGCAAACUAUUCCGUCUGAUUCUAUUGAUCUAUUUCUGUGCUUUUGUGUCUCAAUGACUGAACUCUGCCUGUGAGUGAGAGAGAGAUUAGAAAAACUACCCUGUGUUACCUAACAUGCAGCUCAGCUCUCGAGAUACAGUAGAGUCCGCCGCUGUUUAGGCUGACACAUGACUCCAUGCUAUUCCUGUCACAGAGAGAAGGACACAGUGUCUUAAACUGGAGCCGCUCAACUCACACACCCCUGAAAGCAUCCAACACAUCUGCAUCCUAGAGCUGAAUGGCUGUAGUGUGUUGUAGCUUGGUUACAUAAUAACAUUAUAACAUAAUCGGCCGAUUGUUUGCAAAAACAUGACACUUGUUUGGUCUGUAUGUCAUCUAACUUUAUGUGUUUCUAAGUGCGACCUGCUUUCAUUGUGUUAUGACUCAUCGUGUGGGGAGUGUACACUUGUUUAUCGGUGCAGAUGGUUUGUGUGUGCUUCGUUUUAAUGUUCAUGAUUGCAUGGUUACAUAAUGAUUGCAUAACCUAGAGUAAGAGAUUUGAUAGUGUAGCUGAUUGAGCCCUUGUUUGGGCAGAUGUGGGGUAUUAUUCCCUCCUUGAUAAUCACUUAGCAAAGGCUUGGGUCGAGUGAUUAAGUGACUAUUCCAAGUCCUUCAGUAAGUCCAGCCUUAAUGUCUCAGUAGGGACACUACUCAGUUCACUACUGGUGUGCGUUACGUUCAGACUGCUUCUCAUAACGUCUAGAUCUAAAGUCACUAUGGAAGGUCUUGUGUAGUGUGUGUCUUCACCACAAAUACAUAGAAUUCAGUUUGGGAAAUGUUGUUUAUUUUCUGCACGCACCAUUGCUUAGCCAACCACGUGGUCACCACGUAUGCUGGGUUCUGUGUAUGAUUUUAGUUUUUAAUGCAUCAUUUCUCUAUCUUUGCAGCCCAAAUUGAGGUGAUACCUUGUAAAAUCUGUGGGGACAAAUCUUCAGGGAUCCACUAUGGUGUGAUCACAUGUGAAGGCUGCAAGGGCUUCUUCCGCCGCAGCCAGCAGAACAAUGCCAUGUACUCAUGUUCACGGCAGAGGAACUGCCUCAUCGACCGCACCAACCGCAACCGCUGCCAGCACUGCCGUCUGCAGAAGUGCCUGGCCCUGGGCAUGAGCCGCGAUGCGGUGAAGUUCGGCCGCAUGUCAAAGAAGCAGCGUGACAGCCUGUACGCAGAAGUGCAGAAGCACCAGAAGUCCCAGGCAGAGUGCCUGAGUGGGGGGGCGAUGAUGGUGGGAGGCCUGGGGGGCCGUGGCGGAGACGACAGCGGCGAGGACGGGGGCCACAGUCGCUCCUACAGCAGCGGCGGCUCCAGCACCACCACCCUCAGCGACCUGGAUGACAUCACCCAACUCCCCGACAUGCUGUUCGACCUGCCGCUCACGCCCGAGGAGGCCAGCGAGUACUGCAGUGGCCUGGAGAUGCUGGGCACAGGCGGCGGCUGCGGAGGAGGAGGAGGGGGCGGCAGCGCGGGCAGCGCGGGCAGCGGCUCCUCCAAUCAGAGCUCACCUGAGCAGAGCAGCCUGGACAUGGGCGACGGAGGGAGUUCGCCGGCGGUCAAACACGAGUACCAGAUGCUGGCAGAAACAGGAGUGCUCACACACUCACCCCUGGGAGCCCUGCCCGAUGACUGCUCCCUGCUGGAUAUAGAGCGCAUCACACAGAAUGUGGUCAAGUCCCACCUGGAAACAUGUCAGUACAGCACAGAGGAGCUGAAGAGGCUCACAUGGAGUCAGUACACACCCGAGGAGACACGCAACUUCCAGUGCAAGUCUGCGGAGUGGAUGUGGCAGCGCUGUGCCCUGCACAUCACCCAUGCCAUCCAGUACGUGGUGGAGUUUGCCAAGCGCAUCACCGGCUUCAUGGACCUGUGCCAGAACGACCAGAUCAUCCUGCUCAAAGCAGGCUGCCUGGAGGUGCUGAUGAUCCGUGUGUGUCACGCAUACAACUCCUCUAACAACACAAUGUUUUUCGAUGGCAAGUUUGCCAGUCCUCAGCUCUUCAAGGCUCUAGGCUGUGAUGACCUUGUGAACGCUGUCUUUGACCUGGCCAAAGGCCUGAGCCGUAUGCAGCUGUCAGAGGAGGAGAUGGCUUUGUUAAGUGCUGCCGUUCUCCUGUCCCCAGAUCGGCCGUGGCUGACAGACACCCAGCAGGUGCAUAAACUGCAGGAGAAAGUCUACCUGGCAUUGCAGCACAGUCUACACAUGGCCGGAGCAUCUGCUGAGAAACUGGAUAAGAUGGUUUCAAAGCUUCCCCACAUGAAGUCCAUCUGUAAUCUUCAUAUUGACAAGCUGGAGUUCUUCCGGCUGCUUCACCCUGACACAGCCCACAGCUUCCCUCCACUCUACCGAGAAGUGUUUGGCAGUGACAUCACCUUCCCUGAUUCCACCAACAGCUAAACACAAAGAGAAAGAGAGAAUGAGAAAAAAAGAAAAAGAGAGGGUUAGGGAGGACAGAGUGUGACAGAGAGGUAGUGUUUGGAGAAUAGGGGAAGUAAAAACGAAAACUAAAAAAAGACUUUCAAUUGAGUGAAACUCAGCUUACCAGCAACAGUUCUGCGACAAUCCAGCACUUCUUCAGUGUCAAGAACCCCCUCUUUCCAUGCCUCUCUUGUCCGUCUGUUCCAGCACCAACCACUGUUACAGGGGGCCAACACCUUAUCCAUCAAUGUGUCUAACAGUCCCCCAGAACACACAGGGCAUUGGACAUUUGAAUGGUGUAGUCCACCCCUUGUUUCUACCUGAGACCAGCUCUCCUGGCGGGACAGACCUCAGUUCUCCCCCCUCUCAGUUUGCUCAUGAAUGUAAUCCCCAAGCAGUAGCACUUUUCCCACAGAGAGACCGAAUGUAUAGACUCUAUGUUUGGCCCUGUGAACCCUGAACCCUAUGAACCCGGUUGGUCAGAUUAUUUUAGCAGUCCAGACAAUCAUUGAAUCAUCUGGACGCGGCACUGGAACCUACUAAUGUUACCGGUGUUAAGGGACCAAGAGCAGUAGAAUUCCCUUUGUUACAAAACGGACAAACGGAGGGAGGUGGUGCACACCUCAGGGUGUCACUGAUCGACAAAAUAACAGAAAAUAUGACAAUCUCUCUCACACACACACACACACACACACACACACACACACACACACACACAUUGUCAGUCUCAUGUGCCCCCAUGCUCAAAGCACUUCUAACUCACUCAUGUAGACUUUUGUGCAGGCACUUGUUCAUUCAGUGUUUGGUGCUGUUUGUUUGUGUGUUUCUUCUUUUUUAAUGCAAUGGAAAACCUCAGUCCCAUAUCCCUUUACCCUCGAAAUGCCACUUAGAGAAAGAGUGAGAAAUAACUAUGUUUGUUUAAUUUAUACAUACAUUUAUAAAUGAUUAUUUUAAAGAAUGUAUAUAAAUGAAUAUAUAUUAAGAGAAACCGAGAGAGAGAGAGAGCAAGAGAGAGAGAAAGAAAGAGUAAUUUGGGCAAAAUAGUGAUCGAGAGAGAGAGAGAUCGAAAAACAGGGUGUACACCUGUCAGUUGGCCUCAGGUUCCAGGGAAACAUGAUGUAAAAAUGAGGCAUGACAGGACAAACAAACAACAGAUGUGGAAAAGGAGGAAGCUGAAUUUCUCUGAGGAAACUGUUCAAAGAGACUUCGGAGGACCUCUUGGAAAGUUGUGAUUUUGUCGCCAUGUUGAACUUGGCUCUCAGGGUUUUCCUCUCUACAGUUUGCAGACUCCGCCCUCCAGAACCUUCCAGAGAGAUUCUCUAGCAGAGUCACUUAGAAGGCCAACUGGAGAAGGAGUUUGAUGUCUGGGGCAGGACAUUUUUUUUUACAUGAAGGCAAAGGGUUCAGUGCUGCCUGAGGCAAUAUGUGGACUCAUGAACUGUAUCUGAAGCAGAAUGGAGGGCAGCCUGACCUGGAUGGACAAUCAUGGUGUCACACCUUCAAAUGAUAUGAGCGGAAGAGGAACUCUGCUAGGAAAAGAAGCAUUUGUAUUAGUUUGUGGUUUCAAAAACAAUGUUAUACUAACCUUGGAUCUGCAGGAGUUAGGACACAAAUAGACUCCUGUUCAGUCCCCACCACCAGACUUGGCCAGGACACCACCGUGUAAAGAUUUUCAAUGUAAUAUUUUGUAAAUUGUGGCUCCUCUCUCCUUCAGCCUGUUUGACCACUUCCUGUCCUUCCGUCCUGUUGUUCUUUGACAUGUACUUCAGCACAACUCAGAGUUGACAGAGAUCUCAGCUACCCCCCCCCCCCCGACUUUGCAAUUCUAUCAGCAGUGCUCUAUGGAACACAUAACAGCACUAUUUUAAUAGGGGAUAGGAGUAGGGCAGAACAGCUUUUAAUGCUGAUGUAUUGGUGCAGUAAUACAUUAUGUUUCCUGUAUUAUGUCCAACAGAAGGUAAAUAUUCCAUCAUGGGAAAUUUGAUAGUAUUGAUAUUAAAAACUCUCACAAGCAACUCUAACAGAAUGCUAAGUACCUGAAUCUGAUUGUAAAUACUGAUAGUGAAGUUGCCAUUACUUUGUAUUAUCCAUCUAACAAAUCUGCCAUGGGCCUUGGAAGUUUGCUGUCAUGCUGUAAGAUCCUCCUCUCUGACGGCCUGAGUAAGAACACAGCACAGUCUUUCUGGCACCUCAGUUUCUCCAUAGAGCACCUUCUUUUUUAGUUUUUUGGAAAUGUGAAUAUUCUGCAUCAAAUAAAGCAUCAACCAAACGUAGACACUCAGGGAGAUAGCUGGUCUCUGUCCCACCAGGCUUCACGUAUCUACUCCACACUUUGCACCGAGUAGGAGACCCUUUAUCCUUGAUCACUGUGUCCAGUAGCUAGAUAUAGAUAUAUAUAUAUUUUUUUUUUUGUGAAUGUCAAUCACAAAGUGUCAAAGACCUUUCCUCUUUUUUCUGCAUAUAUUACAGGAUCUUUGAGCCUGAAUUGUAUAAGACAUAGGAUACUUUAAAACAAAUUUAAAAAAUCAAUGAAUAAA